CCAGGUGGACGGGUGAAAUGUCAGUAUAUUUCAGCUGUGGAUAAAGUGAUCUUUGUGGACGAUUAUGCAGUAGGAUGUAGGAAAGAUCUCAAUGGCAUCUUACUGUUAGACACAGCUCUGCAAACGCCUGUUUCAAAACAAGAUGACGUGGUUCAGCUUGAAUUGCCAGUUACAGAGGCUCAGCAGCUCUUGUCUGCUUGCAUAGAAAAAGUCGAUGUUUCUAGCACAGAGGGAUAUGACUUAUUCAUCACCCAACUGAAGGAUGGUUUAAAAAAUACCUCACAUGAAACAGCAGCAAAUCAUAAAGUUGCAAAGUGGGCAACGGUUACGUUCCACCUUCCUCAUCAUGUUUUGAAGUCUGUCGCCAGUGCCAUUGUAAAUGAACUCAAGAAGAUAAAUCAAAAUAUUGCUGCCUUACCUGUAGCAUCCUCUGUGAUGGAUAGGUUAUCUUACCUCUUACCUAGCGCACGGCCAGAACUUGGUGUGGGACCUGGUCGAUCUGUGGACAGGUCUUUGAUGUAUAGUGAGGCUAACAGACGGGAGACAUUCACUUCAUGGCCUCAUGUGGGCUAUAGGUGGGCACAGCCAGAUCCUAUGGCUCAAGCUGGGUUCUAUCACCAGCCUGCUUCAUCAGGAGAUGACAGAGCUAUGUGCUUUACCUGUAGUGUGUGUUUGGUGUGCUGGGAGCCCACAGAUGAACCCUGGUCUGAACAUGAGAGACAUUCCCCAAACUGCCCGUUUGUCAAGGGUGAGCACACUCAGAAUGUACCUCUUUCAGUCACACUGGCAACAAGUCCAGCCCAGUUUCCCUGCGCAGAUGGCACUGACAGAAUAGCAUGCUUUGGAUCUGGAAGUUGCCCUCACUUUCUAGCUGCUGCAACAAAACGAGGAAAGAUCUGCAUAUGGGAUGUUUCCAAACUUAUGAAGGUCCACUUGAAAUUUGAGAUCAAUGCAUAUGAUCCAGCUAUUGUGCAGCAACUUAUGUUAUCAGGAGAACAGAGCUCAGGGGUUGACUCAAGGAGACCAACGCUAGCAUGGCUAGAGGAUUCAUCUAGCUGCUCAGAUAUACCAAAAUUAGAAGGAGACAGUGAUGACCUACUGGAGGAUUCAGACAGUGAAGAGCAUUCCAGAUCGGAAUCUGUGACAGGGCAUACAUCACAAAAGGAAACUAUGGAAGUCAGCCUUGAUGUAACAGCUCUCAGCAUUCUUCAGCAACCCGAAAAACUUCAGUGGGAAAUUGUUGCAAAUGUUCUGGAAGACACGGUUAAGGAUCUAGAAGAACUUGGGGCAAAUCCCUGUUUGGGCAACUGUAAGAGUGAAAAGAUGAAGGAAAAACAUCUAGAACAACACAACAUUCCCUUUCCUUGUUUAUUAGCUGGAGGUCUAUUAACAUACAAAUCGCCUGCUACCUCUCCUGUGAGCAGUAACUCUCAGAGGUCACUGGAUGGCUUAAGUAGGACUCGAGGUGAAAGUGUCUCGGAACAGGGAUCAACUGACAAUGAAUCCUGCACUAAUUCAGAACUGAAUUCCCCUCUGGUAAGGAGGACUUUACCUGUGUUGCUGCUAUACAGCAUUAAGGAGUCUGAUGAAAAAGCAGGAAAACUCUUUUCACAGAUGAACAAUAUUAUGAGUAAAAGUAUACAUGAUGAUGGUUUCACAGUUCCACAGAUCAUUGAAAUGGAGCUGGACAGUCAGGAGCAAUUGCUGUUACAGGACCCCCCUGUGACCUACAUUCAGCAGUUUGCAGAUGCUGCAGCCAACCUAACUUCUCCGGACUCGGACAAGUGGAGCUCCAUGGUUCCCAAGCCUGGGACUCUGGUUCAGUGCCUGCGUCUGCCAAAGUUUGCAGAGGAGGAGAACCUGUGUGUAGAUUCAAUCACUCCUUGCGCAGAUGGAGUUCAUUUGUUAGUAGGACUGAGAACUUGUCCUGUUGAAUCAAUGAGUGCAAUAAAUCAAGUAGAGGCCUUGAAUAAUUUAAAUAAAUUAAACUCGGCACUAUGUAAUAGAAGGAAGGGGGAACUAGAAUCAAGUCUUGCUGUAGUGAAUGGCACGAGUAUUGAUGUAAUCCAGCAUGAGUCACCAGCAGAUGUACCAACUCCUUUAAUAAUUCAGCCUGAACAGAGAAGUGUUAGUGGUGGAUACCUAGUGCUUUAUAAGAUGAAUUAUGCUACUAGAAUAGUUACUCUAGAGGAGGAACCAGUAAAAAUCCAGCAUAUCAAAGACCCCCAAGACACAAUUACCUCAAUGAUUUUGCUCCCACCAGAUAUAUUGGAUAAUCGAGAGGAUGACUGUGAGGAGCCUGUAGAGGAUGUACAAUUAACCUCUAAAAAUGGCAGUGGGAGAGAGAGAAGAUCUGAGAUCUCUACUCUUGGGCACCUGGUAAUAACUACUCAGGGAGGAUAUGUAAAAAUACUAGAUCUUUCGAACUUUGAAAUUCUGGCCAAAGUGGAGCCACCUAAAAAAGAGGGCACUGAGGAACCAGAUCUGUUUGUCUCUGUGAUAUACUGUUCGGGCACAGACAGAUUAUGUGCAUGCACCAAAGGUGGAGAACUUCAUUUCCUUCAGAUUGGAGGGACCUGCGAUGACAUAGAUGAAGCCGAUAUACUUGUAGAUGGAUCCCUUUCCAAAAGCGUAGAACAGUCGUCAGAAGGCACCAAGCCCUUAUCUAACCCUUCUAGUCCAGGCAUUACAGGAGUCGAUCUUUUGGUGGACCAGCCAUUUUCCCUUGAAACCCUGACAUCCCUGGUGGAACUGACCCGUUUUGAGACCUUGACGCCCCGGUUUUCAGCCACUGUCCCUCCCUGUUGGGUAGAAGUCCAGCAAGAGCAGCAGCAAAGGCGGCAUCCGCAGCAUUUGCACCAGCAGCAUCAUGGGGAUGCAGCUCAGCAUACUCGAACUUGGAAGUUACAGACAGACAGCAACAGCUGGGAUGAGCAUGUCUUUGAACUGGUUCUACCAAAAGCCUGUAUGGUUGGACAUGUGGACUUCAAAUUUGUUUUGAAUUCAAACAUCACAAACAUUCCCCAGAUUCAAGUGACUUUACUGAAAAAUAAAGCUCCAGGAUUAGGAAAAGUCAAUGAGGCUGCAGUAGAUAGACAGAUCACGUUUCCUUUAUCUCCAGCUCAUAAUAAUGAAGUGGAGAGAAAUGGAAAACCAGGACUGGUUGAAUUCAGUGAAGAAAUGCAGUAUAUGGAUGUAGAGGAACCACAAUGUCUUAGAUUGUGUCCGUUUCUGGAGGAACAUAAGGAAGAUAUACUUUGUGGUCCAGUAUGGCUGGCUACUGGACUUGAUCUAUCAGGACAUGCUGGAAUGUUGACAUUAACAAGUCCAAAGCUUGUUAAAGGCAUGGCUGGUGGCAAGUACCGCUCAUUUUUAAUUCAUGUUAAAGCAGUGAAUGAUAGAGGAACAGAAGAAAUCUGCAAUGGUGGUGUUAGACCGGUAGUUAGAAUACCGUCUCUAAAACCUCAGACUAACAAGGGCCAUUCCCUUGCUUCCUUGUUGGCAAAAGUUGCAGCAGGCAAGGAAAAGCCAUCUAGCAAAAUUGAAGCCACUAAUUGUACAAGAAAAUCAGAUAAUCUGAGAGGCUGUGACUUACUUCAAGAAGUCUCUGUAACAAUUAGAAGAUUUAAAAAAACUUCCAUUUCAAAGGAAAGAGUUCAACGGUGUGCCAUGUUACAGUUUUCAGAGUUCCAUGAGAAGCUGCUCACCACCCUUUGCAAGAAGACAGAUGAUGGUCUGACUACAGAACAUGCUCAGAGUCUUGUACUAGACACGCUUUGUUGGCUGGCUGGAGUUUAUUCAAAUGGACCUGGCAGCUCAAAGGAAGGAAAUGACAGCUUGCUUUCUAAAACACGUAAAUGUGUGUCUGAUAUAAUACGUGUUUGCUUCUUUGAAGCUGGGCGGAGCAUAGCUCACAAAUGUGCACGAUUUCUUGCACUGUGCAUCAGCAAUGGCAGGUGUGACCCAAGUCAGCAGGGGUUUGGAUCAGUUCUUCUAAAAGCUUUACUUGACAAUAUGCCUCUCUUGCCUGCUGCUGCAACAGGUGGAUCUGUGUAUUGGUAUUUUGUAUUGCUGAAUUAUGUAAAAGAUGAAGAUUUGGCAGGAUGUAGUACAGCUUGUGCAUCAUUGCUAACUGCUGUGUCCCGACAGUUGCAGGAUCGGCUAACACCUAUGGAAGCAUUACUUCAAACAAGAUAUGGAUUAUAUAGUUCGCCUUUUGAUCCAGUUCUGUUUGAUUUGGAAAUAAGUGGCUCUUCGUGUAAAAAUGUAUACAACAGCAGCAUUGGAGUUCAGUCAGAUGAAAUUGAUUUGUCUGAUGUUCUAUCAGGAAAUGGGAAAAUAAGUAGCUGUGCAGCUGCUGAAGGUAGUUUUACUUCCCUUACUGGACUUCUGGAAGUUGAACCUCUGCACUUUACCUGUGUUUCAACAAGUGAUGGAACUAGAAUAGAAAGGGACGAUGCAAGUACGUUUACUGUGAGUACGUUUGGGGUUACCCCAGCAGUUGGUGCCCUCUCUUCUGGAACAGUUGGGGAAGCCUCGACAGCACUGAGUUCAGCAGCCCAGGUAGCUUUGCAGUCUCUCUCUCAUGCAAUGGCCUCAGCCGAGCAACAGCUCCAGGUGCUGCAAGAGAAACAGCAGCAGCUUUUGAAGCUUCAGCAACAGAAAGCUAAGCUGGAAGCAAAACUGCAUCAGACAUCAGCAGCGGCAGCGGCAGCAGCAGCAGCAGCAGGAGUUGCUCCUGUUCACAACUCUGUGCCUUCUAAUCCAGUAGCAGCCCCAGGGUUCUUCAUCCAUCCUUCAGAUGUCAUUCCACCCACACCAAAAACAACUCCUCUAUUCAUGACUCCACCUUUGACUCCACCUAAUGAGGCAGUUUCUGCUGUUAUUAAUGCAGAGCUCGCUCAGCUUUUCCCUGGUUCAGUCAUUGAUUCCCCAACAGUUAACCUUGCAGCACAUAACAAAAAUACAAGCAAGUCUAGAACGAAUCCACUCGGAUCCGGUCUUGCUCUUGCAAUAUCUCACGCUUCACAUUUUCUUCAACCUCCACCUCAUCAGUCAAUUAUUAUAGAGCGAAUGCACUCAGGAGCAAGAAGAUUUGUGACCUUAGACUUUGGAAGACCUAUACUGCUGACGGACGUAUUGAUUCCCACUUGUGGAGAUUUGGCUUCUUUGUCAAUUGACAUCUGGACUUUAGGAGAAGAAGUGGAUGGAAGGCGACUGGUAGUAGCUACUGACAUCAGCACACAUUCACUUAUCUUGCAUGACUUGUUGCCACCCCCAGUUUGCAGGUUUAUGAAGAUCACUGUUAUUGGUCGAUAUGGUAGCACAAAUGCCAGAGCAAAAAUCCCAUUAGGAUUUUAUUAUGGCCAUACCUAUAUCUUACCCUUUGAAAAUGAGCUGAAACUAAUGCAUGAUCCCCUCAGAGGAGAAGGUGAAGCUGCAAAUCAGCCAGAAAUUGACCAACAUUUGGCAAUGAUGGUUGCGCUGCAAGAAGACAUACAAUGCAGGUACAAUUUGGCCUGUCAUCGGUUAGAAAUCCUCCUGCAAAGUAUUGACCUGCCACCACUCAAUAGUGCUAACAAUGCCCAGUACUUUUUACGAAAGCCAGACAAGGCUGUAGAAGAAGAUAGCAGAGUAUUUUCUGCUUACCAGGACUGCAUUCAGCUACAGCUUCAACUCAACUUGGCUCACCAUGCUGUUCAGAGGCUCAAAGUAGCUUUAGGCGCAAGCAGGAAGGCAUUGAAGGAGCAAUCUGAUCCAAAGGAGUUGAUUCAGAUGUCAUCCACAGAACAGUUACGCACCAUCAUUAGAUACUUACUGGAUACUUUGCUUAGUCUGCUUCAUUCUUCCAAUGGGCACUCUGUUCCUGUGGUUCUGCAGAGUACUUUCCAUGCUCAAGCUUGUGAAGAAUUAUUUAAACACCUGUGUAUCAGUGGAACCCCAAAGAUACGAUUGCAUACUGGCCUUCUGCUUGUUCAGCUCUGUGGAGGAGAAAGAUGGUGGGGUCAGUUCCUCUCAAAUGUACUGCAGGAAUUAUACAAUUCAGAGCAACUUCUCAUAUUCCCACAAGACAGGGUCUUCAUGUUGCUUUCUUGCAUUGGCCAAAGAUCGCUUAGCAACAGUGGUGUCUUAGAAAGUUUACUUAAUCUCCUGGAUAACCUGCUGUCACCACUGCAACCUCAUUUACCUGUGCACAGAAGAACUGAAGGAGUUUUAGACAUUCCCAUGAUCAGCUGGGUUGUAAUGCUGGUGUCCAGACUACUAGAUUAUGUAGCUACAGUUGAAGAUGAAGCAGCCACAGCCAAGAAACCUCUGAAUGGAAAAGAGAGGGAACGAUUUUUAACAGGAAACCAGUGGAGUUUCAUAAAUAAUAGCCUUCACACUCAGAGUCUGACCAGAUCUACUAAAGGCAACAGUAGCCUAGAUAGACUGUAUUCCCGAAAGAUCAGAAAACAGCUUGUGCAUCAUAAACAGCAACUUAACUUAUUAAAAGCAAAGCAGAAAGCUUUGGUGGAACAGAUGGAGAAAGAGAAAAUACAAAGCAACAAAGGAUCAUCAUACAAACUUUUAGUAGAACAGGCAAAACUAAAGCAGGCUACUUCAAAGCACUUCAAGGACUUAAUACGCUUACGCCGGACUGCAGAAUGGCCUCGUUCUACUUUGGAUACAGAAGUAUCAACAACCAAGGAAACUCCAGAAAUUGAACCACUUCCUUUUACACUGGCACAUGAACGUUGUAUUUCUGUAGUGCAGAAGCUGGCACUGUUUCUCCUGUCCAUGGACUUUACUUGUCAUGCAGAUUUACUUCUAUUUGUUUGUAAGGUUCUUGCUAGAAUUGCAAAUGCUACAAGACCAACAAUUCAUUUAUGUGAGAUUGUUAAUGAGACUCAGCUGGAAAGAUUAUUACUGCUUCUCGUUGGAACUGACUUUAACAGAGGAGACAUCUCUUGGGGAGGAGCAUGGGCUCAGUAUUCUCUGACUUGUAUGCUGCAGGAUAUUCUAGCAGGAGAGUUGUUGGCACCUAUAGCAGCUGAAGCAAUGGAAGAAAGUGCUUUGGGAGAAGAUGCUGGAGCGUCGGCUGGGGAUUCUGAUGACUCUCUCCAGCAGUCCACAGUUCAGUUGGUGGAAACAAUUGAUGAGCCUUUGACACACGACAUCACAGGUGCUCCACCUCUGUCAUCUUUGGAAAAAGAUAAGGACAUUGAACUUGAAUUACUACAAGACCUGAUGGAAGUUGAUAUUGAUCCUUUAGAUAUUGAUUUGGAAAAAGAUCCCCUUGCAGCUAAAGUCUUCAAGCCUAUAAGCAGCACCUGGUAUGACUACUGGGGUGCCGAUUAUGGCACCUACAAUUACAAUCCUUACAUCGGAGGUGUUGGAAUUACAGUUGCAAAACCACCGGUAACUACAGAGAAAAAUGGAUCUCAAACUGUGAGCGUAUCAGUCUCUCAAGCUUUAGAUGCACGUCUAGAAGUUGGACUUGAACAGCAGGCUGAGCUGAUGCUGAAAAUGAUGUCCACCUUGGAGGCUGAUUCCAUUCUACAAGCGUUAACAAAUACAUCUCCUACAUUAACCCAGUCUCCUAGUGGAACAGAUGAUUCAUUGCUAAGAGGAUUACAUGCUGCUAACCAAAAUGCCCAGCUGAUUGUACAGUUGUCAUCUAUACCUAUGCUGAGCACGUGCUUCAACAAACUCUUUUCCAUGCUACAAGUCCACCAUGUUCAGCUUGAAUCCCUUUUACAGUUAUGGCUCACAUUAAGCCUAAAUUCCAGCUUCUCUGGAAGUAAAGAUAGUGGCGCUGAUAUUUUCCUUUAUAACGCUAACAGAAUACCUGUCAUUUCCUUGAACCAAGCUUCGGUAACUAGCUUCCUGUCAGUUCUGGCAUGGUAUCCUAAUACUUUACUCCGGACGUGGUGCCUUGUGCUUCAUAGCCUAACUCUCAUGACAAAUAUGCAGCUUAAUGCUGGUCCAAGCAGUGCCAUUGGAGCUCAGGAAAGUACUGCCCAAUUGUUGGUGUCAGAUCCAAACCUCAUUCAUGUGUUAGUGAAAUUUCUCUCCGGCACUAAUCCUCAUGGGACAAAUCAACACAGUCCACAGGUUGGACCAACAGCGACACAAGCUAUGCAAGAAUUUCUUACUCGAUUACAAGUGCACCUUUCUUCAACCUGUCCUCAGAUGUUUAGUGAAUUUUUACUGAAAUUAGUUCAUAUACUUUCAACAGAAAGGGGUGCUUUCCAGACAGGCCAGGGACCCUUGGAUGCACAAGUGAAACUCUUGGAGUUUACCCUGGAACAGAAUUUUGAAGUUGUAUCCGUUAGCACUAUUUCUGCAGUAAUUGAGUCUAUAACCUUCCUUGUGCAUCAUUACAUUACAUGUUCAGACAAAGUGAUGUCUCGCAGUGGCUCAGACAGCUCUGUGGGUGCUCGAGCGUGUUUUGGAGGGCUUUUUGCCAAUAUUAUCCGUCCAGGUGAUGCCAAAGCAGUUUGUGGAGAAAUGACAAGGGAUCAGCUUAUGUUUGAUUUGUUAAAACUAGUGAACAUUUUAGUUCAACUGCCGCUUUCCAGUAACCGAGAAUAUAGUGCUCGUGUUCCAGUAGCAAGCAGUACUACAGACAGUGUGUCUGAUGAAGAAAAGGUUUCAGGAGGCAAAGACGGCAAUGGAAGCAACCCUAAUACUCAAGGAUCGACUGCCUAUGUGGCAGAUUUGGUGUUAGCCAACCAGCAAAUUAUGAGCCAGAUUUUGUCUGCACUUGGCCAGUGUAACAGCAGCGCUAUGGCAAUGAUUAUUG
This is a messenger RNA of Mesitornis unicolor (brown roatelo), 8785 nucleotides long. It is a transcript of the gene BIRC6, whose product is annotated as baculoviral IAP repeat containing 6. The record is from RefSeq and is a predicted model, not a curated record. The transcript has 45 exons. NCBI's taxonomy places the organism in Eukaryota, Metazoa, Chordata, Aves, Mesitornithiformes, Mesitornithidae. The annotation marks the transcript as partial.